AUGCCUGUAUCUGAGAGUCUAAACUAUUUAGCCAAACUGGAUGGGCCAGUUCAUGGGUGGUUUUGUCAUCUCUGUGUGUGUGUUUGUUGAGACAUUCCUUCUUUCUCUGUCCUACAUUAAAGCAUGCCACACUUCCUAACUGGAUUUCAGUCACUCAGCCUCCCACUUCACACUCCUCUUCUCUGAAGCUAACUCAGACACCGCCACCAUGUCAAAGAAGAUGGUCAUUCAGCAGCCCAAUCACUUUGUUCAGGCCGUCACAUCAAACCAAUGGAGCUCCGACAUCUGUGACUGCACCCAGGAUAUGUCUUCGUGUUGCUUUGCGUUCUGGUGCUUCCCCUGUUUUGCCUGUAUAACAGCGAGAGAGGCUGGAGAGUGUCUGUGCCUGCCUCUGCUAGACGGUUUCGGCGCCAUCCCCCCAGCCACCAUGUCCAUGAGGGUGGGCAUGCGCCAGCGCUACGGCAUCGAGGGCACCAUGUGUAAUGACUGUGUCUAUUCCUUCUUCUGCCCGCCCUGCACCUGGUGUCAAAUGUCACGAGAGAUGAAGGCCCGCCUCCAACCCAUCACUCUCAUCAAUGCACAAACAAGAUAAGGAAAGACCUUGCUCUUUCUCAUACUCCUCUUCAUCAUCACUGUCGCGUAGAGUAGGCUAGAAGGCAAACUGAAAAACCUAACCUCUAUCGAAUAAUAGGAUGGUGGAGCAGCAAAAGUACUUCCGUGCAAGGGUGUUUAUUUAUCUCGUGAAUCUGGAAGAAAAACAACAAUACUGCCAUCAAAAGUAUAAGACAGCUUUUUUUAAUUAAUUCAUAAAAAAUAUAUUGCUGCCCCAUCAACAGCUCAAUCCAACAUGGUCCACCUCCCCCCCCUCAAUCCAACAUGGCCCCCCCCCUUUAAACUGGAAGAGAGGCAGUUUUUGUAGGGGAAGCCCCUCCCAUCAGAACCUACCAAACACGAAUUAAUUAAGCAAUUACCAUUAUCAAAGCCUACAUUUUCCACUCAGCUAAACAUACUGAAUUAUAUACAUUGCACCUUUGCAAUCCGUUUCUCAUGAUACAAUAUACCACAUUUACAAAAUGCCAUUACUACUGACACGGUGUCUUCCGAUAUGCCCAUUCACAUGCACGAGCCAUUCGGGACAGGCACUACAAAGCCAGUCCUACUGCAUACCCGGAAGCUACAGAGACGGAGAGAGAGGGAUAGAACCAAACAAACAGCGCGCACAUUCAUAACAUUGAUAAGUACAAUAAACGUUGCUUAACUUAAA
Molecule: messenger RNA, 1264 nt
Organism: Salmo salar (Atlantic salmon)
Lineage: Eukaryota; Metazoa; Chordata; Actinopteri; Salmoniformes; Salmonidae
Product: cornifelin homolog B
Source: RefSeq, a predicted model, not a curated record